Molecule: messenger RNA, 1864 nt
Organism: Tuber aestivum (summer truffle)
Lineage: Eukaryota; Fungi; Ascomycota; Pezizomycetes; Pezizales; Tuberaceae
Source: the annotation of a GenBank genome assembly
AUCCGCGGUCGGUGCCUCCUUCUCUCCUUUCUCCAGAGUUCCACCUAGCUUUACCCCGGGAACCGAAAUGGCCUCCCCUUCGCCUACCAUUGCGAAAGCGAAACCCCGUGGUGGUGGGCCCCUCCUUAAGGCCAGCUCCGGUAACAAUCCCGCCACAAUUCGUCUCAAAGUUGUUGUUCGUCAUCUCCCAAGUUUGAUAAAAGAGGAUGAAUUCAAAAGUCCAAUGGCCGAAUACAUAAACGAGGAGACUGUGGAAUGUGUUUCUUGGGUUCAAGGAAAGAUACCCGAGGAGUAUGCCCCCCCUCCCACCCGUUUUCUUCCAUGCACCGGACUCACUCUUCCACGAUUUAGACGUACAAAAGCACCCAAAGAUUCCCGAUGUGCCAUCAAGUUCAAGAACCCUCUGCAGAUCACGGCUCUUAGUGAGGGACUGCGCUUGCAUGGCCCUUUUACCGAUAGCAAGGGUAACACUACCAACCCUCAAAUGGAAUACUCCCCAUUCCAGAAAUCUCCCAAGAAAUCGGGACGUGUCGAUGCCCGCGCCGGCACUAUCGAAUCCGACCCCGAUUUCAUAGCAUUUGUGACAUCAUUAAAAGCUAUUUCUACGCCUGCCCCCACAGCCGAUGGAGCUACUACCCACACGCCUGCCAAUAUCCACCCCGGUGAAGUGGUUAGUACACCAGCCACCGUACCAGCGAACGAUCCAUUAUCAGUUCCCUUGCCCUUGGUUGAGAAGGUUGACAAACCAAAGACAACCCCGCUGAUCGAGUAUAUCCGGACGCACAAGAAUGGAAGUUCCGAUAAAUCUAGUUCGAGCAAAACAAGCCUCAAAACUGAGAAGCCAAAUAAGGAAUCGUCGUCUACAAAACGUGAAAAACGAAGACUCGAGAAAGCUCGUGCCAAGGGCAAGGAGAGGGAACCUCGUAUUGAUGAAAAGGAAGAAUGGGCCAUUAAACAGGCAGCCCAGGCCAUUGAUACGGAAGCUGCUACCAUCUUGAAGCGUGAGAACUCCAUCGGAGGCCCGUUGUCUCGACAGAACACCAACACUACGAUCUUAUCGCGACAGAAUUCCGGCAUUUCGGGUACCCUAUCCAGACAAAAUUCGGGAUUGACUGGCAGCCUCUCCAGACAAAACUCAGGCCAACCGGAAACGCUGACGAGGCGAGGGAGCAACCUCGCUGGCAACAGAGAAAGGUCAGAGAAAGGGCAAUCCCAGGAAAAAGAAAAGGGUCGUGAACGCCGCAGAGAUAGAGGGGGUGUUUCCAGUGUUGCAGCAAUCCUUGAACGCGACCUCGGAAUCACUCCCCCCACAAGGCGUUCCCGUAACUCGGCAAGAGCGCCUUCCACAAUCGAAACAACUACCAGCACCACCGAUGGUACCCCAACAGCUACCGUGACACCUCCAACACCUAUCAAUCCGGAACCGCAAUCACCCGCGCGCCCGAGACGGCGUGGUGGGCGUGGUUCUGGUGGCCGGCGCCUGGAGCGCGAAGAUAGUAUUGCUUCUAAUUCACCCACCACACCUGGUCCCGCAUCACCGCCAGUGGCACCAGUAGCUAUCCUAAAAAAGUUACCUUCAAACACAUCCACGCCUCCGGUGCCGACAUCAAUUAAUGAGCCACCAGCAGCACCAGGCCUACUCAAAAGAGAAAGCUCCGCAGCGGGAUUGGCACCGCCGACAGGUCCUGCAGCAAGCAUCGGUGGGCCCGACCGAAGCGGCGUGCCUACAGCCCCGAAGGGUAAUGGACGGCAACGAAGGGGUGGAGGAGGACCAUCGCGAGGCGGCGCUGUAUCAGCCGCAGCCCAGGUUGCUAUGGCUAUGGCGGGUGUGCCUACGGCGCCGGCGGGUGACUCGCAGCAGAAG